ACCUGCUCAUCCGGCUGACGUCUACUAUGUGUCGAGGGAUGGCGCUCUCUUUUCUUCUCUUCUUCUCUGCCGUGUUGCCCUUACUCAGAGUGUCUGCAUCCUAUAAUACAUCUGCUGGUUGUGCUAUCAUCCGUCCUCCCAGAGAUGGAGGGAUAAGGUACAGAGGUCUGACACAAGAGCAGAUCCGCAGUGUGCAGGUGCUCCCGGUAGACUAUGAGAUUGAGUACAUCUGCAGGGGCAACAGGGUGAUUGUGGGACCCAAGGUCAGGAAGUGUUUGCCCAACGGCACUUGGACCGAUCUGAUCCAGCGCAGCAGAUGCUGUGAGUUUAACCUCAGCUGACUCUCCAUCACACAUUCAUUCAUCUCCCACCUGAAACACUGUUUCAGACCAAGCAGCAACCUCCGGGCCUGAAAUGUAAAGCGAACGCUGAAGCUCCUUAAAGCAGCAUUCUCACUAACUUCCAGCAGGGAGCAACUCCUCUGGCUCCAAAAGGAAGUUUGUUUCUUUUUGGACAUUUUAGGACAGCUGAAGACAUGAAAGGGGAGAGAGAGGGGG
Messenger RNA from Perca flavescens (yellow perch), 557 nucleotides. RefSeq names its product gamma-aminobutyric acid type B receptor subunit 1-like. The coding region runs from base 27 to 341 and encodes 104 amino acids. The transcript has 4 exons. The record is from RefSeq and is a predicted model, not a curated record. Lineage: Eukaryota; Metazoa; Chordata; Actinopteri; Perciformes; Percidae.